Mixia osmundae IAM 14324 is the source of this 4317-nucleotide messenger RNA. RefSeq lists its product as uncharacterized. The transcript is spliced from 4 exons. Bases 1 to 4317 code for a protein of 1438 amino acids. The record is from RefSeq and is a predicted model, not a curated record. Lineage: Eukaryota; Fungi; Basidiomycota; Mixiomycetes; Mixiales; Mixiaceae.
AUGCUGGCCAAUGGCUCAGCUGUUCCGCCUGCCAGACGACACUCAAGAGCUAAGCACCCUGUUAAGCUCGACGGACGGCCAAAUCCCUACGAGCGUCUGCCUGCUGCAGCCUUUGAUGACUUUGUAGACGACAUCAGUACUCGCAUAAGGCGAGCACUCGACUUUGAGAUCCCUCUAGCUGAGCGUAGACCCAAGCCAAGCCUGCCCCGACCUGCUAAGCUCGACUGGCCGAGUCUCGCGACCCUCGAAGCUCAGGAUGGCGAUGCUGACACGCCGACGCAUGAAGAUGCGACGUCUAUACAUGGCCACGAUAGUGAGGUAGAGCAAGACGAGCACGCGUCCUACGAGGAAGCGGAGGAGCCAGAGCUCGACCCCUUCAGUGAAUCUGCGGAAGUUGAUCUGUUUCUAGACGAAGCAGGCGAGACAGAGGAGGGAUCUCGAGCUGCUACUUCCGAGCAAGCCUCGCCACGCAGUCUCGAGGAGACAGCAGUCGUUCUUGAGCACAGUGAACCCCAAGACGACGAAAGCAAACGCGACUCAACCUCUGAGCGCGAAAGCGGACUCGAAGCAUCCCUUGAUGACGGAUCUACUGAGGCCAGCGCGGAGAGCGAAGAGCUCGACUACACUGCGGUAGCGCGCCGUGCUCUAGCCGGCGGAGCCACAGAACAAGAUGCGAUCGAUCUCGGAUCGUCUAGCGCAGACAGCGCAUCGGACGACGAUGAUGAAGCAGAGGACGAAGACGAGGAAGAGGAGCCCGACGAAGACGAGGAAGAUGAUGAAGAUCGAGAUGAGGGGGAUCAAGAGGAAGUCGACGAUGACGAGGACGUGGUGACAGACGACGAGACACCUGAGCCUCUUCCUGUCAUCGCACAGCGUACACUCGCACAUCCUACCUACGACAUAGAAAUUGAUCCCAGUCUGCUCGACCCCUCUCUCGUCGAUACGGACGUCACAGAUACCACCUUGCCUCACCUUAUCGAACAUGACCCGAUCGAGCAGGAGCAGACUAUGCUGCCUAGUCCGCCCGUCUCAGACCGUGAAGAGGAAGAUGACGACGCUAUGAUCCACUUGGCGGUCGCUCCAAGAGAGGAAGUGGAGCCUCUGACCCCGCUGAGCGAGCAAGACGAUCCCGUCGCGCAGCACGAUGCGCUCACUGACCAUAUCAAUGCCUAUACGACACUUCAACAGGGCUCACCGCCGCCAGAGCAUCGAGAUGAUUUGGCCGAGGACGAUGAGGCAGGGGACGCCGAGUCGGAAGAAGCGGCCGAUGUUGCCGACUUUGAGGAUGCCGUCUCGCCCGCCUCAUCGGCUUCUGUGCCUCUUGUAGGACCCUCAUCAUAUACGCUCGACCACUAUCAGCGCGACCGUCGCCGUCGGGCCGCUUACAGACAAGCCAUGCUCCAACGACGCCGUCGCGCCGUGUCUGAAGCAUCCGAGGAGCAAGGCAGCCAAGAAAAUCAUUCUGACGCAAACGAGGACGAAGACGAUGAUAUGUACCAGUACAUUCAAGACGAGCCAACUCAGGCAUCGGACACGGACGAGCGAGCAGAAGUUGCUGCAGCGGCUGCGACGGUGCAGGCGAUCACUCAGCCUAGCUCCACUUUGCAGCAACCCAGUCCACGCUCGGCUUCCCCGCCUGCUAUUCGGCGUAUAGAUGAAGGGAAUGAUGACUACGACGAAGAGACAUCGUCAGAGGCUAUGCAAGAGCCAUCUGUCGAAGACGAUAACGAUCUGUUUGACCCGGACGAGCCUUCAUACAAUGAGCGGCCUCUACAAGCAGCGAUGUCGAAGCAUAUGAAAGAAGAGGUCACACCUUUCUCACGCAUAAGGAGCGGUCUCGAUGAAGAAGCAGAGAAUCUACUGGGCGAUAGCGAUGAUGAGCAGGGCAGGAGACGUCGCGCUACUUUCGCCAAGGCAUCGCAGACACCGUCAUCGCCGUCAUUAUCGCCUGUCGAAGAUCGCAGCCAGACCAGCAAACCGCUCAGACCCGUCAAUGAGGCGAUCGAUACAACAGAAGAGAUCGAGGAAGAGGGAGAAGAUGCAAUGACGUCGCUCGCAGGACGCGUCAAAGCAAAUGCCGAAGAAAUGCCUGUCCAUGUGCUGGCAGAGACAAAGUCUUCUGCGAUCGCAGACGAGGCCACCCUUCAAGACACGAUGUCGGCCACUGAUGACUCACGAGCAUAUCAAUCUGCGAAUGCCGACUCGAUAGAGACCGGAGGCGAGCUUGCUCCCGAAGAGGCUCCUGAAUCCGCGCCUAUGCCCGAGAGUACAGCUGCGGAGGCGCGCAUUGACUUCAAGAGUCAUCUGUCAUCAGCUUUCGGUAUCGAUCCGACGGCCGCAGAGCAGCCUCCAACGACCGCUGAUCCGAAGGACCAUUCGAAUCACUUGCAGGACGAGCCUGUGCCGACAAGAACUGAAACGGAUGUUCUGCCUGUCGUCGACGCUCGCUUGUAUACGUUUGCGCCAGAAACGCGUGCAACGACGAUCGAACGCGGCAACACACCCGUUGCUGAUGUAGGACAAGCUUCGCAAGAGAGCCCAGCGUUUGCGAACGACAAGUCAUCCGUAGAAGCGGUCAAAGCUCACGGCUUGGCCGCUGAUACCUCAAUUGACGCUCAGCAAGCUGACCGGAUGAAAGCCGACGAGGACGUCAAGCUACCCACAGACAGUGUGCAAGUUGAUGAAGUUGGACCACAAAUGGGUGCUCCUGAGACGAUGGGAUCGGAUCAACCGCCGGACGUUUCUAAAGAAGUUCAGGGCAUGGACGACUCAACCGACUCUGCAAAUGCGCUAGUUGACGCAAAUACGGACUCAUCAGCAGAUGUAGAGAGUCAUACUGCCGAUGCACCAGCACUUGCCGUCGAUUUUGCUCAGCCUCACGCUGUGAAAUCUGAGGACAACAAGCCUACUUCCGCUGACAGCUCUCAGACUGGCAAGAGCUCCUCGGCAACAUCUCUCGAAACCCGUGAGAUGGCGGACGAGUCAGACGCACCCGAUGAAGCCGAGGCUGUGCCCGAAAAUAUGCAAUUAGCGCCAAAGCAACUGACUGCUGAAGAAGUUGAUCAGCAAUCGCCCGCCGCUCUGCCGCUCUUCGACCAGGUAGUGAGGAGUGCGCAUCGCCACCGGAUUGGCUUACCUUCUAUCAAACGCGUCUUCGGCUUCCUCAAACCGUUCAAGCAAGCAGAGGCGUCUGACCCAGAUGAUCGCUCUGCGAGGGAAGUACACUUUCCGACUGUGAAUGGCGAAGCAGACGCGGAUAUCAUCGUUGAGGAGAUACCUAUCGAUCUUCAUGCUGCUCCUGCGCCUGUGCAGGAGCAGAAGCCAGAGAUCGAGCCAGACACGCCCGUUUCUGUCGGAUCGCCAGAAAGACGGAGCGCCCGACUACGCAGUCGCAGCGAGGACAGCGUAUUAUCUGCUGCUGAGACACGAGAGGAUCUUCCGGACGAACCAGUGAGACGGUCCUCUAGGCCAAGGAAGCCGACGAAAUUCCUAGAAGAUGCUGUCGAUCCUUUGACAGCAGUCAGCAGGCAGCCAUCUCGACAGGAAUCGACGCCGAUCCGCGACAGUACGCCUAGACGCAGCGUCACGCCGAGGCGAAGCGCAACGCCGAAGAGAUCGCCAAGCAUCCAGCGUAUCCAAUCCCGCGAGCCGUCUGUGCUCGAGUCGCCCAGCAUGCGUCGCCGUCACCAGCAUGGCAACGUGUCUGCAGCGUCUUUCCACGGGGCACCUACCACUUCGACACACAUGACUCGCUCAAGGUGUCCUUACCACCGUCUGGGACAUAUGGACGAAUAUGGAUCGCACUACAUCUUUCUUGUGCCUUUUUGCUCGAUCGCCGGCAAGGAUCUCACGGAAGACGAUAUGGAAGACCUGGGCGAAGUCGAUGACGAUUCCUACGGACAGCCCAUCGCGCUGCCAGACUAUCCGCAUGAUCUGAGCGAGCCUACCGAGCACGUCAGUAUACCUGCGAUACUCGAACCGGAUGUCCUCAUGGCGCUCAUCCGGGUUGUCGGACUCGAUCUCGUUCGCGAGGGCCAAUGCGAGCUCGUUUCCGCGCCAGUGCCGCUUGCGGUCUCGAUCGAGGCGACACGGGAUGUCGAAGAAGAGGAAGAUGUCAAGCCGGACAUCCCAACCGGAGAUGAGCUCGGCAUAGGUCAGAAGACAGCGGAAGAGCCGGCUAUCUAUACUCGCACGCGACCGCGCUUUGCGAGUGUCAAGCGCAAGAGGAGCCUUCAACAGCUGACGACGAGCCAGUCAGAGACCAGGCCGGCCAAGCGCAACAAGCCUGUUUCGGGCUGGCGUAGGUUGCUAUCGUGA